GUCUCUGAGUGUUAGUUCAGAUUUCGUGUUGGAGGAGUAGAUGUGUAGUUUCGUCGGAAGCCACGAUUUUUCGUAUAUAUCUCUCAUCUGGAAACUAAUUUGUGCUGUGUAAAUAUUUAGCUUGUUUUUAAUGCGGUGCUAAAUGAUAUAAAUAUAUGACUUGUGUUUUGUGCUCGAAAUACCAUGGAUUAUAGAGACGUGUCUUCUGUCAGGUCGCUUUAAAAGGGUGCCAUGGCGCAGCGGGAUGUCCGAACAAUGUCAUCGUAGUUGAAUCCGUCUGUAGCUAUUGAAGAAUCGUCCUCCAGGAGAAUAUUGCAGUCCCCAAGUGCAUGAUCUGGCCUACACCAUGAAAGCCACAAGCUGCAUUCUUGUGGUUUUAAUACUGUUCACUCUAGAGACGCAGACCUUUACCGCCAGUUCGUCUUACAUGUCCCUCGACCAAUCAGAGAUGCGAUGCGAAAACAUAACCGUUCCUAUGUGCAUGCACAUAGGCUAUAACAUGACUCAUAUGCCGAACGAGCUCAACCACGACACUCAAGAAGAAGCCGGCUUGGAAGUGCAUCAGUUUUGGCCACUGGUUGAAAUCAAAUGCUCCCCCGACCUCAAGUUUUUCCUCUGCUCCAUGUACGUGCCGAUUUGUCUACCGGACUACUUCCAGCCGUUGCUGCCCUGCAGGGAUCUGUGCAGGAGAGCCAGAGCUGGCUGCGAACCUCUGAUGACGCAGUACGGCUUCGUCUGGCCCGAAAGGAUGGAGUGCGAUAGAUUCCCUGUCCAAGGCGGCGACACCAUCUGCAUGGACCAGCCCGCUCAACCGAAAGCUUCGUCUACAGCCAAACCACCUCCGAGCCGCACCAAACCCCUCCGACCAUGUAAGGGUUCAAAAAACUGUCAAAAUCCCCUGGCAGACGGAAAAAAGGGCGCAAGAGAGUGCAAAUGCCAGUGUCAACGCCCUCUAGUCGCCAUGGGGAGAGAAACAAUACACAUGGUAAACAGAAGCGUCGCCGGCGUCGCAAACUGUGCAUUCCCGUGCAAGGAGACCUACUUCAACCCGGAGGAAAAGGAGUUCGCCAGUAUUUGGAUUACGUUGUGGUCCGGUCUAUGCGCCGCAUCCACCCUAAUGACACUCACCACGUUCUUCAUCGAAACGGAACGCUUCAAAUACCCUGAGAGGCCCAUUGUCUUCCUUUCGGCCUGCUACUUCCUAGUCUCGGUGGGGUACUUGAUAAGGGUGGGAUUCGGGCACGAGGAGGUAGCCUGCGAGGACAGAAUGAUCCGAUAUUCAUCCACGGGUCCGAGCCUGUGCACGUUGGUUUUCCUUUUGGUGUACUUUUUCGGGAUGGCGUCGUCGAUUUGGUGGGUGGUGCUUUCGCUGACUUGGUUCCUGGCUGCCGGGUUGAAGUGGGGCAACGAAGCCAUCGCCGGCUACGCUCAGUACUUCCACAUAGCAGCCUGGCUGAUCCCCACCUUCCAAACUCUGGCCGUGCUUUUGUCCGGUGCUGUUGAUGGAGACCCGGUUUCGGGGAUCUGCUACGUGGGGAACAUGAACAUGGAUAACCUUCGAACCUUCGUCUUGGGCCCUCUCGUGGUCUACCUGAUACUCGGUACUAGCUUCCUCCUAGCGGGAUUCGUGUCUUUAUUCAGAAUAAGGAACGUCAUCAAGAAGCAAGGCGGUGACGGCGCCGGAUCCAAGGCCGAUAAGUUGGAAAAGCUCAUGAUUAGAAUCGGCAUCUUCAGCGUGCUGUACACUGUUCCCGCUACCAUAGUCAUAGGCUGUCACCUUUACGAAGUGACCUUCCACGAGGAGUGGCUCCGAUCUCUAGCUUGCACGUGCCCCAAUAGCGACAUCCUCCCCGUGAAAGUGCGGCCGCUCUAUUCGGUCCUAAUGCUCAAGUACUUCAUGGCGCUAGCCGUCGGUAUAACCUCCGGAGUGUGGAUCUGGUCCGGGAAGACCUUGGACUCGUGGAAGAGGCUGUGGAGGCGGCUCUUUGGCAGGCCGGACUUCUCUGGUGCCAACGCGGCGCUCAUCAAGAACAGAGCUUGCAAACCGCCUCCGCCGCAAUAUCUAGUAGCCGGACCGGGCAGCGCCUCUCUUUUGGGGCCCACGGGCAGUGUAGCCUCGGCGAGCCAGCACCAUUUGCAUCACCACGUGCUCAAACAACCCCCGUUGAGCCACGUAUGACAAGCGGGAGAAGGGGCAGCGCCUAUGGUGGUCAGUCAUCCUCCUCAGGGUUCUGGACCUUCCUUAAGCAACUACGGGCCUAUUUGAGUGACCGCCUGGGGGCCCCGCGAUAUGGUCACAGCUCUCUAGUCUCUGGUGGUGUCAUCUGAUUCGGCACUCGGUUUUUGUACAGACGGAAUCGCUUUACGGAUUUGUUGUGUAUUUAUUUAUUAUUUUUUGGGAAAUUGAUGUGUAAAUUUCAAAUUUGUGAUUUGGGAAUGACUCAUACUCAUGUCGAGGCCCUCGGUCAUGUUCAGUAGAAAAGACACGAUGUAGGUACGAUCCUAGUUGUUGAAUGUUACUGUGAGGCAUAUAUUUGGAUUCGAGACUCCAUGGAGUCUUACUAUAUUUAUCCCGGACACAUUUACCUAGAACGAAAAAAUUCCUGUCAGUUUUUAUUUUUGGAAAACUGUUGAGUGAAUAUUUAGUAGUUCAACUUUUAUAAAAACUAUUUGGUAUCGGUGGCCACGUGUUUUCUAUAUACCUGAACCAGAGUAAAUCUCCACUGAUUUAUUAUCUGUUGUGCAACGUUAUCAAUCAUUCUGUCUCGACACUGCCUCACACACAAAUAGUAUAGGAAUUGUCCCUUCCCAAUUUUCGAAAGACGCGGAUUAAGUGUCUGAAUACCAAAAGUGAUGAAUAAUAUACGUAAAUAGUUUUUACUUCGACUAGUACUCUUUUGUGGUAAACGUGCGGCUGAAUGUGAAUUUGAUAUUUCAUUAGAAUAAUGAAGCAAGAGAAAAUUGGAAAUCAGCCAUAUUUGUGCCAUAGUAACGUGUACAGGGGACCAUCUUUUGGUGAUUCUAUUGAAAUAUCGAAGAGGGUGUAUGUGGUGUGUGUUUUGUAGAAAUAAAUGUAAAAAUAUUAAUAUAUUCUUGUAGUUCUGGCUAGCGUAUAGGUUUUUAUAAUACAUUGUUGAUAAAAGUGGACCCCCAUAACCUUUUGUACUGCUGUCUAUUUAACCAAUUUGUAAAUAUCACUGGCGCAACGAGGCAUAUUUGUCGAAGUCGGCUGCAAUACAUGUAAUAUUUAUUGAUAGAAAUUAUCAUAUGGAUGUAUAGAAUAAUAACAUAUGAAUGUAUAGGCGUCCUUGUUGGAUGUGAUGAAAAAAGUGAUUUUUUGUAUCCAGAUGAGUCUUCUGUUGCUUUGGAGUUUUGAACGACCUCCCCACCAGCGUGGUCGGAAAAAUCAUCAAAGCAACAGUUGAGAAUUAUAGCUUUAUUGAAUGUAUAUGAGUGUAGAACAUAUCAAAACGACCGGAAAAAGGAAUUUCGCACAUUUUGUUUGUCUUUGUAAAUUUUAUUUC
Leptinotarsa decemlineata (Colorado potato beetle) is the source of this 3524-nucleotide messenger RNA. It is a transcript of the gene fz2, whose product is annotated as frizzled 2. The record is from RefSeq and is a predicted model, not a curated record. Gene Ontology annotation, molecular function: Wnt-protein binding; Wnt receptor activity. Gene Ontology annotation, cellular component: plasma membrane. Gene Ontology annotation, biological process: canonical Wnt signaling pathway; non-canonical Wnt signaling pathway. NCBI's taxonomy places the organism in Eukaryota, Metazoa, Arthropoda, Insecta, Coleoptera, Chrysomelidae.